Messenger RNA from Triplophysa rosa, 6597 nucleotides. It is a transcript of the gene erfl3, whose product is annotated as Ets2 repressor factor like 3. The record is from RefSeq and is a predicted model, not a curated record. The coding region runs from base 556 to 2541 and encodes 661 amino acids. Gene Ontology annotation, molecular function: sequence-specific DNA binding; DNA-binding transcription factor activity, RNA polymerase II-specific. Gene Ontology annotation, cellular component: nucleus. NCBI's taxonomy places the organism in Eukaryota, Metazoa, Chordata, Actinopteri, Cypriniformes, Nemacheilidae. The transcript has 5 exons. Gene Ontology annotation, biological process: regulation of transcription by RNA polymerase II; cell differentiation.
GAGAGAGAGAGAGAGAGAGAGAUGGGGGAGGAGACAACGAGUAGUUUCAGACUAGGGAGAGUGGAGGAAGGAAAAAAAGUCGGUGUGAAAGAGAGAAUUGGAAACUGACUGGUAUACUGCGAAUGGCGAAUCUCGGGAGAGCAGAUGACAAACUAACACGAGGAAAAAAUGUUGCGAAGAUCAUCAACUCGGCAUAAGAGAGCGCAUAUGUGACAGCGAGACGCGGAGCGCUGCUUUUCCGCCGUGUUGGGAUUGUACCGAUCGUUCCCGGGACAGACAGGAAAGCGGUGUUUCGGAACUCAGUUGCACCCCGUCCCGUGGCGCUAGUUGAAGUGCUGAGCCACUCUUCAAACUCAAAGCUGUCGGGGAAUUUUGAGUGAUCGUGUAAAGAGGACGAUCCGAUAGGUGACCGUACAGCAGGGAGCAACAGGAGCGCAGAACAUUUGACAAAAGUUUGGCCUUUCGGAGUCGGGGGUGAGGGAGAGGCCGACUCUCGCCACUGUUGAACUGACAACUUAACCCAGCUUGCUGCUUUAGGGGCUGCGAACUUUCAACAUGAAAACCCCGGGGGACUCGGGGUUAGCAUUCCCAGACUGGGCCUAUAAACCUGAGUCUAGUCCUGGCUCCAGACAGAUCCAGCUGUGGCACUUUAUCCUGGAGCUGCUGAGGAAGGAGGAGUAUCAUGAUGUGAUUGCCUGGCAGGGGGACUACGGGGAGUUUGUGAUCAAAGACCCUGAUGAGGUGGCCAGGCUUUGGGGCGCUCGCAAGUGUAAACCUCAGAUGAACUAUGACAAACUCAGCAGAGCUCUCAGGUAUUACUACAACAAGAGGAUUCUGCAUAAAACUAAAGGAAAGCGCUUUACCUACAAGUUUAAUUUCAACAAACUGGUUCUGGUCAACUAUCCUUACAUUGACAUGGGGUCUGCAGGAGCUCCUGUUCCUCAGAGUGCUCCACCAGUGCCUACAGGUCCCCAUUUCCGUUUCCCUUCAUCGACUCCAUCUGACAUGCAGGUGUCGGAUGUGCUGCGUUCCCCCAGCAGCGAGGAACUGCGCAGUCCCGGGAUCUUCAGCGCGUCCCGUCGCAUGGGCCGUGGGUCCGUCUCCGACUGCAGUGACGGAACUUCUGUCAACUCUGAGAUCGAAGAAGGAAAUGGAGGAGCUCCAGAAGAGAGAGUGACAGAAAGAGUGGCCGAGAGAGGAGGUGGUUUCCGGAGUGCCGUUCAUCCACGUCUGUCUCACGAGGCUAUGUUCAGAAUGUACGGUGGACCCGGAGGUCACAGAGGUCACCGGGUGUCAGAGGUCUCAGGGCACAGGGUUCAUACUGAGCCUCUCUCACCCUUCACCGUUUCACCUCUGCCCGGUCCGGGAGGGUCAGGCCUGUUGGCGCCUCCUCUGUCCCCGGCGCUCUCCAUGACCCCGGGCUCUCACCUGGCCUACACCCCGUCCCCAACCCUGUCACCCAUGCCUGGCUCCAUCUUCUCCUUCAACCCAGAGGACAUGCAGCGCUAUCUGCAGGCUCACAACCAGAGUGUCUACAAUUACCACCUGAGCCCUCGUGCCUUCUUUCAUUACCCGAACAUCAUCAUUCCUCAGCCUCAACGGCUCGACAAAGGUAUACCCGGACCCCAGGGCUGCGAACGCGGCCCUGCCGAGAGACCCUCGGUACUCAACAGCCAUCACUCCAGCCUACCCCUGCCACACGCUCACCCCGUUCACCCCCACCUGGGAGAGGACCAGCACCAUUCCUCCUUCAAGUUCAAGCUACAGCCUCCACCGUUGGGCCGCAAGCAGCGUGACAGUCAGGGCAGACAGGGGUCGCUGUCCUCCACGUCUACCUCUGGUCUGGGAUCCUCCUUGUCAUUUGGUAGUGACCUCAGCUCAGCCAGCGGAUCAGGACUGGUGUCCAAUUCCUCCUCAACUGGCUCGCUAAACAGCGCUGGGCUGCCUAAAAUUAAGGUCGAGCCCAUAUCUGACAUCGAAUCAGAAGAGGAAGUUGAAGUGACUGACAUCAGCGACGAGGAGGUUGAUGAAAGAGAUGAAGAGUUUGAUGUUUUCCCCCCUCGCUAUCUUAAACAUAAUCACCAUCAAAAUCACCAUCCUCACAGCCGAAAGCACCAUCAGCCCAACGGCACUGACGCCCACCUAGAUGAGGACUUAGAGGAGGAUGUUUUCAAAGCUCCCGCCCCUCCACCCUUCUUCAUCCCUCCUGCCUCAGGUGAAGGCCGCCGCCUGAACGCUGUCGUAAAGAGCGAACCUGUAGAACCCGCGGAGGCACAGCUGCCGCCCGGUGGGCUUCCGCAGACACAAUCCCAGUGUAUCCCGCUGAAGCUCAGGUUCAAGCGACGCUGGGACCAGGACCAGCACAUGGAGGAGGCGGAGGACAAGAAAGUGAGAGGAGAAGAGCAGAGGAACGGAGAGGCGGAGGAGAGCGGGAAUGGCAGUGGAGAGGCAGAGAGUCCGCCUCCUCUUGCUCACCACAGGGUUAGCGCUGAGCUCCACCGCGCCACGGCGCAGCUGUCACUGGAAAAUAAGGACUGCUGAUACGCGACAACGACGACUUGCGCGACACUGCUGAUGGACUCACGCUCACACGUGAAUCUUUGUAGAUCAAUGACUGCUGAUACUGACAGACUGCUUUCUGGACAACAAUACUGACACAUACACUUAGACCCUCCUACUUUAUACCCUCCUUCAUCUGCCUCCUUUGACUUCAGCCGAUGGUCUUGCCAGUGCACGUAAAUCUGGUACAUCUCAGUAUACCGAUGAUGUGGAAUGAGUUCACCCAUGUGCCCCAGUGACCCUCAGGAGUCAUGAACUUUGACCUCUGGCACUAGAGAAAAUAUUAUAUUUUUAAAAGAGAUUUAAUUUGCAAAGUGCCUGUGAGCUACCCCUUAAAACCCCGCAAACACAGAGAAAGCAAAUGGAUGCAGCAAAGGCGGUUAACUAGAAUGGGGUUUGGUGUUUAUUUCCAGCAGCCCAGCAUGAUUUUCCUCAGUGACAGACUAUGAUCAAAUUCUACAUGAUGUGGUGGUAUACAAAUGCACAGAAAGUCACAAACUUUCUCUCUCGAACACAAAGACACAGUUCGAAAACCAGCCUGGUCAGAAGUAAGAACCCUCAGGGACGAACCCCCAACACACACACACACACACACACACACACACACACACAUGCAGAUAUAAUCCCUUCCUUGUUCCCUGUAUGAAGCCUGAACAGAUUGUGUGUCACAAGUGAGCAUUUGUGCAGAAUUUGUGUCCGAAUGCCUGUGUUUCUGGAAACUUAACUGUGUUCUCAGGUUAUGUCCUUCCACUCCUGUCCAAACCAGCUCACUUUUAUUUCGUGUUCUCUUUUGUCAAAUCUUUGGGACCAUACCUGAAAUUGUUUCAUUCUGACAUGAAAACAUUUUAAAGACCACACACUCGAAUCUCUUUAAAUCAAAUGAUCGCAUAAAGUGGCACACAGGAGUUUCCCUUGUAUAGUCUUUUAGUGCAAACAAAACCAGCAUUAUGCACACACACACACACAUACACACACACACACACACACACACAAAGCAUGUACAGUGAUUCUAAGAUCUAACUGUUUUGGCAUUUGAUGUAUUAAGAAUGUGUCUGCUCUGCUUGUAUCCUUAUGAGCUAGGUGGUCAUUCUGGGUCUCGUUUUAUUAUGCACAGUCAUUUUGUAAUAAUAGAUUUGACAUAUAUGAGAUCUUACUGUGGACUGGGGGAUAAUAAAAAUCCAUAAACUCAAACAUUAAAGUACUAACUUAUAAACAGGAAGGUCACACACAAACUCCGCCUAUGCCUUGUUUUAAUAGCAUGUCUGAAAGGUUAAAGUAAAAAAACAAAAAUCUUAAAAAAGAACAGAACAGUAUACGCUUAAUAUACCUUUAUCUAAUGUGUUAAACAUACUGUAAACUUGUUGAAAGCAUAGCAUUAAAAGAUGUAUCGGUUUCAGCGGUUUUGUAACAUUUGGUUUGGAGGGGAAGGUUGACUCUUCUCCAUAGGGAUAAUGCCAUUGUUUGGGUGAGGGAGGAAAACGUUGCUUUUUUACCAAGUUAAAGGAACAGUUCACCCAAAAAUGAAAUUACAUUAAGUUCAAAUCUGCAUAAAUGUCUUUGUUCUGAUGAACACAGAGAAAGAUAUUUGGAAGAAUGCUUGUAACCAAACAAUUCUUGGCCACCAUUGACUACCAUAGUAGGAAAAAUUGUGUAAUACAUUUCUUUGUUCUGUGGAACACAAAAGCAGAUAUUUUGAAGAAGGUAGGAAAGCAAACAGUUCUGGCACACUUUUGACUAUUGUAUUUUUUUCUACUAUGGUAGAAGCCUAGAACUGUUUGGUUUUAUCUUUAUCUGUCUGCGUUUAUCGAAAAAAGAAUUUUAUACAGAUUUGGAACAACUAGAGAGUGAGUAAAUGAUGACAGAUUUUUUCUUUUUGGGUGAACUGUCCCUUUAAUAAAUUGUAGGGUAGAUGAGCAAAAUAGUACACAAAACAAAGCAGGAGAGCUGUGCACCACAUACUAUGUGGCACAUUCGGUUCCUUAACCAGCAUGCACCUCCUCAACAUCCUGUUCUUACUGCCACAACUGAUGUCUGGGUGCUCGUGUGUUGCUUGUGUGUGUGUAUGUGCGUGUAGGUGUGUGUGUGUGAGUGUGUGAGAGAGAGUUUUCGACAGAGGCUCUAUUUGCAUGUAUGUCGACAUCUAAGACUCUCAUCAAGUCACUCAAAUCUUGCUUCAUGAACCUCAUAAACCUGUGUGCACUAAAGCCCUGUGCAGGACUGAGCACGGCAGAAAGACAUCGGUGACGUGGCCAGUCAGGCACUCGAGAUGGUGUAAUGGUUUUCUAGUCACAGGAAGAAAGUUAUCUCAUGUCCGAAGUGUCUCUGAUAGCUAUAAUGAGACAUUUGACAGAGUUGGACUGUUUCAUAUAACAGAACUGGCACAGAUGUCAACCUUCUCAAUGUUUUUUACUCUUUCUAGCUGCCUUACUCCCCCUUUAACCAAACCUCUUGUACUUUCUUAUGGUUUUGAAUUUGGUCUUUACCACUUGUUUCACGCCCCAGCAUACCUCAUAAUGUGAGAGGUGGAGAUGAGGUGAGCAGUAUUGACGGACGCAGUCUCUGCUUCUGUAUGCCCAAAUAUGCUUGGGCACAAAGUGAGUGGUUUCUUUUUCUUUAAGAGGGGAGAUAUUUAUUUAGGCUGCUCUCAUUGGUUGUCCCAGGAUGUUGCUCGCUCAGAAUCCCAGCAACAGAUGAGGUUUUGUAUUUAAUUUUUUUUACCCAAUUUGCUCCCGUUUAUCUCCUCUCUGAUGUCAUCGUUGCUGUUAAUCAUAAUUAUUAUUAGUUAUUAUUAUUUUUGUUGAAAAUUGUAGUCACGAUAACAUUGUAUACAUUACUGUAAAAGAUCCUUUGAAGAAUGUUUCUCCCCACCCAUGCCCUCUCACAGAGCAACCCGACAGUGUGUUUAGUGUAACAUUAAAUAUGUGUAAAUUAACGUAAAACCACGUCUUUAACAUGGGUGGAGAUGUGGAGAGAUGGCGGAUGGAGGAAGGGCAUUCUGGAGAGGUUCGGGCUUCUGAUUUUGACCUCAAGUCAUGUCAUGUAGUUGUUAUUUUGUAGUGUUACUUAUUUCUUGCUCUUGUACAUUUUUUCAUUGGGGGAUUGUAUGAUUUUAAAAGAUAUAUUGUGUAUUGUUUUAUUGUGUAAAGUCUGUAUCUUUCUCACUUUCUUUCUCGAAAUUUUUUUCUGUGGUUCCAUAACUCAUAAUAACAGGUUUAAAUACCACAAUGUAACAUUUUAUUCCUCCUUUAUUCAUUUUUGUGUUCUUUUUUCAGAAUUGUAAUUAAAAUGUAAUCAGGGUCAAUUAAACGGUUAAAAACCAUUCUAUUCUUUUUGAGUUUCUACAACUGUUGAGUUUUAUUACUGCAAACAAGGAAUUUGUACACUCUUAAAAAUAAAGGUGUUUAAAAUGCUCUUCACAGCAAUGCCAUAAAAGAACCAUUUUUGGUUCCAUAAAAGAACCGUUCAGUCAAAGGUUCUCUAAAGAACUGUCUCUUUUUUUACCUUUUUAAAAUCUGAAGAAACCUUUUUCGCCACAAAGAACCUCUUGUGAAGCAGAAAGGUUCUUCAUAUGUUAAAGGUACUUUUCUGUCAUCGUGAAGCAUCUUUAUUUUUAAGACUACCUAUAUAUGAGUGUUUUUUCAAGCUUAAUAGAAUUUUAAUGCAAACUAAUACACUUCAGUGGAUAAUUAUAACAAUUUGCAGUUAUAAAGUGCUUUUUAAAGAUAUAUUUCCUAAACUGCCUGUUGAUGGAGAAUAUAGCAUGUACUUUUUAAGACUGACCUCUGCUGUCCGAAGAGCAGAAGUACAAGUGUUUGCAUCAUAGUCAGCAUUUAUUUUUGAUAAAUCUUAGAAAUUGAUUUGCAUACACAUACUGAUGACAUAUAUGGAUUAUAUUAACUAUGAAGCAAUACUGCUAAUUGGAACAAUUAUUUUUUUGUAUUUUGUUGAAGUAUGUCUGUAUGAUGUAGUCCAUAUUGGAAUAUGAAGAGCACAAUAAAAUACAUAAAACAUAAUGGAAUAAAGAUCCACAAAGAGCCA